UUUUAUAGAGUAAAGCUAUAACACUUUGAGUCGGUGGUCAAUGUGAAUUUGUAGAUUAAUGUGGAUCAAUAUGGUCCAGUGUGAUUUUAUUUUAAGUAAAUGUGGGUCAAUCUAAUUCAGUGUGAAUCCGUGUGGUUUUAAAAAAAUUGCAAAAUUUGCUGGACUGUAGCAGCCUAGGGGUCGCCCCCCUAAAAAUAUUUCUCUUGUCAAUAAGAGUAAGUAUGGGCGAGACUUUGGAGUUAAAACUAGAAUACAAGAUAAAAACCUUUUGUCGUUAACAAUCUUAAUUAGUCCUAGUUGUUUAUAAGUGGGCGUUGUCUAAUUAGAUUGAUGACUAACUAGAUUAAUGAAUUGGACCUAGCUGUUGUUGUGUAUGAAAUAUAGAAAACUUUCAUAGCACGUGUAUUUUUUUCUUUCUUAUUAUGUUGACCACACGUAUUUCAAAAACGUUAUUAUUGAAGUAAAUGUUCUAUAAAAACAUCAUAACAAAACAAGUAAUGUCAAUAUUUUGCUGCUCUCUUUCGUUGAGUAUUUGUCCACUUGUAAUCUGCAACUAGUAAUCCAUGGAAUAAAAAAUAUUUGCGAUGGAGAGAACUUGAUGCAAGAUUUUAUGAGAAUGAAAUCUCUUCACGGGGAAAAUGAAGUAUCGUAUGUUUUUUGAUACAUGGAAUCAAUCGUUUCUCGUAGAACUUCGUUUUUUCAAAAAUAAUUUAUGCUUGCAUGAGGAUCGUAGUAUCAAACUUUGAAGUUUUUGUUGCACUUCUGUUCGCUUAUUAAACAGUAAUGUUUGUGUUUUUAUUUUUCUUUGUGUAUUUUGUAUUUAAGUUUAUUUGCGUUAGUACUUUAGAUUUGAUGUGUUUCUGCUUUAAAAGCUCAAUGAUUUCUUUUCACAUUUUAACAUCAAUUUCUACCAUAAAAAUGAACACUUACUGGGACAAAAAAAAAGUAAGGACAUUUAUCGAAGAUGACGAGUAUUUUUUCCGACAAAUAAUUUUGUCCAACAUUUCUUUGUUUGAUAAUAUAUAUCACAAAAUGUCUAAUGUUGGCUAUUUUUUUCCCGCGCUUGAAAUGAAAUUAACAACAAACGUUUGACCUCGCAAAACAACUAGCUAACAUAUUUCUCAAAUAAAAUGGUUGCUUGUAAAAAAAAUACGUGUAUUUAAAAAUACAUUCUCGGAAUAGGUGCAAACGUCACUAACUUUUGAUUGAAUCAAUUUAAACAUUUUUUGUUAAAUAAUCUGUCCAAAUUUUGUAUGGGUAAACUGUUUUAUACAAAUAUAAGCCUAAAUAAGAGUAUUAACGAACUAGAAAGAGAGAGAGAAUAACGUAAAAUUUCAUAUUAAAAACUUGAUGCAAUUAUUAACAGAUGUUGCUAAGAUUGGAUGCAUAAUUAAGUUUUUUUGUCAAAGAACAAAAAUCACAUUGUGGCAGCUACUGUUGCGUUUAUUCAGUGAUAUUAUAAAAACAUGUCAUUUCGCUUGAUCUUCCUAUUUGCAUGCCUAUCAUACACAUGGUGUGAUUACGAGUUAACCGUGCUUCAUACGAACGACGUUCACGCACACGUCGAAGAAUUUAACAAAUAUGGCGGAACUUGUAAUAGUGGUAACUCUAAGAAUUGUUUUGGAGGAGUUGCUAGGAGACGUACUGUGAUUGAGAGGAUUAGGAAAAGAGAUAAGAAUGUUAUUUUGUUGGACGGAGGUGAUCAGUUUCAAGGAACAGCUUGGUUUCAAGUUUACAAAGGAAUAUCGGCGGCGUAUUUCAUGAAUCUUACUGAAUAUGAUGCUAUGGCAGUUGGUAAUCACGAGUUCGAUAAUGGUCCACAAGGACUGGUCAAUUUUAUCCAAGCAUCUAACUUUUCUAUUUUAACAUCAAAUAUGGACGUAACGAAAGAACCUGUCUGGCCAAAAGAUCUAUCCGUCAAGAGAUCAGUUAUUCUAAAAAGAAACGGACAGCGAAUCGGUGUUGUGGGUUAUACAACAGCUGAAACUAGUUGGUUAUCCAAUCCAGGCCCCAACAUUAAAUUUCAUAACAUCAUCGACUCAGUGCGUCAAGAAGCUAAAAGGUUAAAAAAGAAUGGACUCAACAUCAUCAUUGCAUUGGGACAUGCUGGAAUCGAGUUAGACAAAAAGCUGGCGCAGGAAGUCAAUGAGGUGGACAUCGUGGUUGGUGGGCAUUCAAAUACUUUCUUAUACAACGGACCAAAACCCUCCAACGACAAAGUCGAAGGACCCUAUCCAUUAUCGUUUACACGAGCUGAUGGCACGAAAGCUCUGGUGGUACAAGAUUUUACCUACGGAAAAUAUCUUGGAUACCUGAAAGUCAUGUUUGAUGAUAAUGGCAACGUUAAAUCUUGGCAGGGAAAUCCAAUCUUAUUGAACGCUUCAUACGAGCAGGAUGCUGCUGUUUUAAAAAAAAUUAAAGAACUUAAUUCUCCAAUUUUAAAACUACGAAAAGAACCAGUUGGACGUACAUUAGUCAAACUUGAAGGCGAAAGAAGUAUAUGCCGAACACAAGAAUGUAAUUUUGGAAAUUUAAUAGCUGAUGCGAUUGUUAAAAUGGCGCAACAACAUCCUGACGAAACAAAAUGGGCGACAGUUUCACUUGGAAUGUGGAACGGUGGUGGAAUUCGAUCCUCUAUUGAUAAAAAUUUGACUGAAACAAUUUCAGCAGAAGAAUUACUUAAAGUGCUGCCGUUCGGAAACACAGCAGAUAUCGUAGAAAUCAAAGGCGUGGAUCUUUUAAAAGCAUUUGAACACAGCGUAUCCAGUCUACCCAAAUGGGAAGGACGUUUCCUGCAAGUAUCAGGUUUUCGGUUAAAGUAUAACCUUGGAAAAAAAGUUGGCGAAAGAUUGAUUGAAGCCAAAGCUCUCUGUACAAAAUGUCGAGUUCCACGUUACGAAAUUAUAAAGAAGGAACAAGUCUACAAGGUAGUGACAUCAAAUUACAUACUCGGCGGUGGAGAUCAGUACACCAUGUUGUCCAAAAUACUGAAGCGUCAUCCUGGUGAAACAGCUUACAGCUAUCUGUAUCAAUAUGUAAAACAGGAGAGUCCUGUAGCACCUGCGGUAGAGGGCAGGAUAGUUUUUGUAACAAGCACAGGGCUGGUGAGAACUUGGAAUGUCAUUUGUGUUACACUCUCCUUCGCAAUAUUUUCACUGUCUGUUUAUAUAUAAACAUUUUCUGUAUAUAGCGAUUACCGUAUCUUCUUUAGUGGGCGCCGAAGUUUAUUUCACGAAUAGUGUGGCGUUUAUUUGAGGACGUUGUUUUUCUGAAAAAAACAAAACUGCGAAUUGUGGAUUUUUUUAUAAUUUUUUAAAUAAUUUUCACGGGAACUAAUUUUCGUGUAAUUAACGAAAACUCGCCAAAUUCGCGAAAAUUAAUUCCGUUAAGGUACUAAUUCGAGCAGAUAUAACUCACGUGUAAUAUUAACCCUGCUUUGACCUUUUUUUAGAAAUAUGUAUAGAUAUUCAAACUUUGUAUUAAAUUUUAUACGACAAACUUGGACCGUUUAUUUUACUGACUGUAGAUGAGAAUAUUUUUAAGAGAUUCGAUUACCAUUU
Hydractinia symbiolongicarpus is the source of this 3560-nucleotide messenger RNA. Its product is annotated as snake venom 5'-nucleotidase-like. Bases 1467 to 3173 code for a protein of 568 amino acids. Gene Ontology annotation, biological process: nucleotide catabolic process. Lineage: Eukaryota; Metazoa; Cnidaria; Hydrozoa; Anthoathecata; Hydractiniidae. The record is from RefSeq and is a predicted model, not a curated record. Gene Ontology annotation, molecular function: metal ion binding; hydrolase activity, acting on ester bonds; nucleotide binding. The transcript is spliced from 8 exons.